Octopus sinensis (East Asian common octopus) is the source of this 2726-nucleotide messenger RNA. RefSeq names its product glutathione hydrolase 1 proenzyme-like. NCBI's taxonomy places the organism in Eukaryota, Metazoa, Mollusca, Cephalopoda, Octopoda, Octopodidae. Gene Ontology annotation, molecular function: glutathione gamma-glutamate hydrolase. The transcript is spliced from 14 exons. The record is from RefSeq and is a predicted model, not a curated record. Gene Ontology annotation, biological process: glutathione catabolic process. Gene Ontology annotation, cellular component: plasma membrane. The coding region runs from base 373 to 2304 and encodes 643 amino acids.
AAAACAAACACAAGAGUAAAAGAAACAAACAAACAAAAAAAACAACAAAACAAUAGAAAGCAACACUCGACCAUCGAGUACCGACUUCCUUAAACACUGAAUGAAUAACGACUUCAAAGCAGCGGCCAUCGUCAGCACCACGCUGACUCGUAAUAACAACAGCAACGAUUUAUAAACGUUCAGACCGCUAGAUGCACUGAAACUAUCACCCUACGAUAGCAAACUACCAUUAUUACAAAAAAGAACAACACAGCAACUGUUAGCUUUACGUCCGUCUGAGCAGAUGAACACAGUUUUCGGUUGAGUGUGUUAGAGUGUAGAAAAUAUCCGAAAUAUAUCUUAUAUAUACUUGUGAAGUGAUUAUCUAAAGCCAUGGAUUGGGAUUCGGAGCUGGAUCGCGAUACUCUGAGGGAUGAUGGUGACAACAUUACAGAUGAGGGCACAGAGGUCCUCCUUAAGGAAAAUGAACACAAAAAAUCAAAUAAUUGGAGAAGGCGUUCAAGCCACAAAUACAGGCUGCCGGUAACAGCAAGAAAUUUAACAAUGCUGUCCAAGAAAUAUGUUAUCCCAGCCCUUGUACUGGUGGGCCUUUUGGUGUUGGCAGCUGUUGUUGCUGUCACUGUCUACUUUGGAUUAAAGAAUGAAAAUGGACAUGGACAUGAAACCCCAUCAGACCCGUGUCCCGAUCUUACUGGAACAUUCAUACAUACAGCCAUUGCUUCCGAUGCCCAUUCAAACUGUACAGAAAUUGGAGUAGAAAUUCUCAGAAAAAAUGGAAGUGCUGUUGAUGCUGCCAUUGCCACCAUCUUAUGUGUUGGUUUAAUUAAUUUCCAGAGUUGUGGAAUUGGUGGAGGUCAUGUGAUGACAAUCUAUAUAAGGAAAGAUAAGAAUUUCACAUCCAUACUUGGACGAGAGGUUGCACCAGGAUUUGCUACAGAGGAUAUGUAUGAUCAUGGAGCUUCUUCUCGAUAUGGUGGCCUUGCCAUUGCUGUACCAGGUGAAAUAAGUGGAUUAUGGGAGGCACACCAGCGAUAUGGUAAACUGGAUUGGAAGGUCCUGUUUCAGCCUGCAAUAAAAAUGUGUCGUGAAGGUUACCCAGUGUCUCCUGACACUGUGAAAUCCCUAAAUAGAAUCAAAGACUAUCUUCAGAAUUUUACAGAAUUACGGAAUUUUCUGUGGAACAACGAGACGAAUAACUGGUUCAAAGCAGGGGAGAUAAUAAAAAACCCGAAACUUGGAGACACACUUGAGAAGAUUGCAGAAGGUGGCGUGGAUGCUUUCUACGACAGCAAAUUGUCGAAGGACAUAGUGGCUGACAUUAAAGACGGCGGUGGCAACAUCACAUUAGAAGAUUUGAAAAAUUACAAAGCCCGAGUAGAGGAUGCUGUCAGUUUUACUUUUUCCAGUGGCCACUCGAUCUAUUCCACCCGACUGCCGUCCAGUGGACCAGUACUGCUCUAUAUUUUGAAUAUCCUCGAUGGUUACAACUACACCAUAAACAAAGUCACCAACAAGGACAAGGCCACUGCCUACCAUCGUAUGAUUGAGGCAUUCAAGUUUGCCUAUGCUGCCAGGUCCAGGAUGGGAGAUAAGGACUUUGUGGCCAACAUGACUGAGCUUGUACGGAACAUAACAGAUCGAAGUUAUGGCGAUGAAAUUCGGAGUCGCAUCAAUGACUCAAGGACAUUUAACUAUUCCUAUUACGGUCCGGCAUUCACAAUCCGUGACUAUAUUGGAACUUCGCAUCUCUGUCUUCUGGGGCCCAGUGGUGAUGCUGUCUCCAUAACAAGCACAGUCAACUCAUAUUUCGGUUCCAAAGUGUUGGGCAAACGUACUGGAAUUGUCUUCAAUGAUGAGAUGGAUGACUUCUCCACUCCAAAUAAAACAAAUGAGUUUGGAAUUCCUUCAUCAAAAACCAACUACAUUGUCCCAGGCAAGAUGCCUAUGUCCUCAAUGUCACCAUCGAUCAUUGUUGAUCAAAAGGGGGAUGUCGUAAGCGUCCUUGGUGCUUCUGGUGGAAGUCGUAUAACAACAGGCACCGCAUACGUCUUUGCUGAAUCAAUGUGGUUCAAUAAAUCAAUAGCAGAGAGUAUUAGUUUCCCACGACUACAUCAUCAGUUGAUCCCACAAUACAUAGAAAUGGAGAAGAAUUUCCCCCAGGACAUCACAAAGAAACUGAAAGAGAUGGGGCACAACGUAACUGUGUUAGAUAUGGCCAAAAGCCGUGUGCAAGGCAUACUGGUCAAAGACAAGAUAUAUGCAGCAGCUGACCGACGCAAAUGUGGCUCCGUAGAUGGAUGGUAACUGCAAUAGCCAUCUCUUUUGGUGCCUCCAUGUAUGAUCAUCUUCUCGUACCUCCUCCUCCACAUUCUUCCCCUCCUGAUUCAACAUAUUCUUUUUCUCAUCUGCUCCUCCUCUCUCUUGUUCUUCAUACAUCCCCCCCUCUUCAUUACUUUUAUCUUUCUUUCUGACUCACCUCAUUCAUCUCUUUCCUGUAUAAUUCUAUCACUCACCCCACUUUCUUCCCACCUCUCUCUCUCUCUCUCUCACACACACACACACACACACCACACACACACACACACACACACAGGUAUAAAAUUGAUUCUCUGGAGUCUGAUCCUAAAGUUUUCCCACGUUACUGAUUAUUUUCUCUUACCAGUGGUGGUCACCUUCGUCAACACACUCUAAAUUAAACAAAUAUUAAGUUUCCUUAGAUAAUUAAA